UUGCUCCAGAUUCCAGCGUCUGCAGUGUAUGGGCGACUGGUCAGCUUCAGGACACGGAGGUCGGGUCGCCUGGAGCAGAGACUAGUUCGGACUGCCUUAAUGGUUUUGACCCUGAAACAUCCACUGUCCCGUAUUAGGGAUGUGGGUGAUACUUGAGCAGCAAAGGCGGAUCAGCACGGGUUGGAUCCCCGAUCCCAGUGGCAUUUUUCUUCCCAUGGAAUUUCACCAGUUCUGGGAACAUCGGGAUGUCAGCAGAGAAAAUACCAGCGCAAAUUGAACAGGGUGGGGUGGGAUUUGAACUCCCACCUGGGCUUGGAUAGCCAGUGCUCUAACCACGAGGUUACCAUUGGUAUUGGUUUAUUAUUGUCACUUGUACCGAGGUACAGUGAAAAACUUGUCUUACAUACCGAUCGUACACGUCAAUUCAUUACAGAAAGGAUUGAAACGAUUGCGAGUUUUGAUAUGCCGUUCCUUCGUCUGAGAAGAUGUCUCUAUUUGUGAACAGAUGGUGCUUUCAUGGAGCUAUAUUUAGUUAUACGACCGAGAAACUGGCGGGAAUGUUGAAGACUGUGUUCGAUACUGGAACAGAGAGACAGAUGCCUGGGACUGAUCAUUGAGUGUGAAGAGCGCUGUGCAGUGAGAGAUUAGAUAAUCAAACCCGCCCGCUCGUUUGCAGUUUCUGUUCUUGGAAGUGUUCAGUGCUGUUCGCUCCAUGCAGAGAGUGCUGGGGUCCUCUGGCGCCGGUGCAAGGUACAACAAGCCCUGUGGCGGCUGAAGGUUGUGUCACUUCCAUUUUAACCCCACGUUACCAGCGCCGCAUUCAGCGAUCGGCCGGCGAGGCGCAUGAACCUGAUGCAUUCCGGAAAGUUCAUCGAGUGCCUCCAGUUCUCCAGGGUGGCGUGCCGCUGCUUCUCGCCUGGGAUUUGAGCUACUGAUUGUCCUUUGGCUUUGGAACAUCAGGAGGCAUCCAACAAACUUUUGGAAUUGUGUUGAAUCUGUCUCCCACUUCAGCUUCUCCCGCAAACCAGCAAUUUGUAUUCGCUUGAGAGUCUCCUCCAAGGACUUUUUACCUACAGGAGCUAUGAACCAAAACCAGCUGAGUCCUGAGCCCCAGACGGCACUUAGUCCAAAGCCUUGCAGCAACCUGUCCAGCGGCUGUGAACAAGUCCACUCCUCCAUUGCCUCUCCAGCAAGUGGCUUGGCUGCCAGCCCUUCUCCUGCGGCAGGUUUGGGGAUUGUGCAGAGUGUGGCCAGCCCUGGUACCUACAUCCAGAUUCCCAUCAACGCCGAGGUUCGCUGUGUCUCUACGCUCUCCUUACCCACGGCAGUCCAGAAGAAGAUCUAUGGAGGAACCUGCAACCUGCGCAAGGGCACUGACAGUAGCAAGCCCUCCACUGCCAUUUACAUCUAUCCGGUCAACCCAGUUAAGUUGACUGAUAUCCCCACCAAGCGCCUCCUGCCUUUGAUGCACAAGCCAUCAUCAUCGGUUAGUGUGACUGAUUCCGAGAAGCCCAUUUCCUCACCGGCUGAAGUGCAAAGCAAGGAAACUUCCUCAGGGAGACAAGACACCAAAACGAAUCGGUCUGGAAAGGAAGCUACCGUUACCCCAACACCUGUUUCUGUAAAAUUUUGCAACAACCUGGCCUCUCAGGUGCUGAAAACAUAUGUGAAGCAGCAGGGGAAAGGGGGCAGCAUGGAUGACUUGAUGCAGACUUACUUCAACAGUCCACUGGAGAUCAAGACUGCAAAUUCAUUCAAAGACAACGCACUGCUCCUCUUCAAUGGGCAGCUGUUUUUCCUGGCCCAGAAAGGCAUCGAGGUUCCCACUGGGGCGGAAAAAGGGAAGCUGACUGCAAGGGAAUCGGGGACACGCGAGCCAAAAGCAGUUCAAGGGGGGCCAGGACCAGCCACAGAGCCAGGUUGCUUUGAACAAAGGAUUGAUACCGGUCAAACCUCUGCCAGCUCUUCGACUGCAAGACAUGAGGUCGAUUCACAGGUUGUGAAACGGUUGCCAAAUUCCCUUCCAGGAAGCUGUGUAAGAAGGUCUACAUUUUCUGAGAACAGAGACUUACUGCUGAAAGCGGGCAUCCACUUGGAUGUCAGAGUUCGUCUGUAUAGAAUCUCCUUGAAUGGCAAUGCUGACACUUCAGGUCGUUGGUUGGAACGUCCUGUAAAAAGUGUUCCACAACUUUCUAAAGAACCUGAUCCGGUGAAUUUCGAAGGAUGUCCUAAACUCUCUCGAGAGCCUGAGCUGGUAAAACUUGAGGAAUGUCCAGAGCUCAGCAGGGAAUGUGACCCAGCGGAGUUGAAGGAGUGUCCAGAACUUUCCAGGGAAGUUGAUUUUGGAGGUUUGGAAGAAAAUUCGGAUACCUCAAAGGUUCCUGUCUCAUUCCCAUCCCAAGAAUGUCCAAAACUCUCUAAAGAAUCUGGGCCAGUUGUAAUGGAAGAAUGUGCAGCCAUUUCAAGAGUGCUUAAACCAGAACUGGAGGGGUGCCCAAUUAUCUUGAGGGAGCCCAGCCCAGCAACUCUGGAAGAAUGCCACGGAAAUUCCAAAAACAAUGUCUCGGUGGCGUUGCAAGAAGAUGGAGAUGCCUGUAAAAUACCUAGCUCAGCAGACUUCAGAGAACAUUUGAAACCUACUGUGAACUCAAGCUCUGCAGAUUUGAAGGGCUGUCUUCCAGAAUCUGACGAGGGAUGCCAUAGAAAAUGCAGAACGAAGCGUAAAGAGGUUGAAAUUGAGAUUCAGAGCUCUGGCUGUCUGAACCCGAACUGGGAUGACGAUAAAUCUGGGCCGAACAAGAGGAGCAAGCACCACGGAGAGAUCACUUCUUCCAAAACCUCUGUCGAUUCCAAAAGGGAAACGUGUGGGCUCCUUAAUGUCAAAAAGCCAACGAAUUCUGAGGCUGAAAAUUCUGCCACAACGCCACUGCGCUGUCUGCUCGAGUUGAACAACCAGCAGAGUGAAUCCCCUUCCCAAGAUGGGUUCCAUCCUCCUGAGCAGGAGAAUCCACUGGAAGUGGAUGACACAGUCAGAGACGAGAAAAUUAAUCGCUUGAAGGAAAUUCUGAAGGAGAAACAGGCAGCACUGGAUCGCAUGAGGAAGCGGGUAUCACUGUCCAGCUCUGGGUCAUGUUCUGAAUUGGAGCCGUUGCAGUAGAUGGAACAAACCGUAAACAUUACAUAGUGUGUUAAACACCAACCUGCAAGUAGGUAGUGAGUGGAGAUACUCCAAACACAGGAAGGCGUGAUAAAGAAUAGUAUUACUGAGGGUCAUUGACAGCCUCGCAGUGUUGCGAUUGUCAAUUAUUCCUGCAGAAGUUAGUAACCCAUCCUUAUGUAUUUAAACCCAAUAGUUGUGAAUAGUCACUUUAUUUUAAAAUUUCUACUUGUUUUUUCUUAAAUUCCAAGAUUAAUUUGUAUUUUGCUAUCUGCGUGUAUAGAAUAUUGGAGUGUUUAAUAGAGCACUUUUUUCCUCUUGCCUCCAGAACAAAUCAUUGUUCCACAUUAUUGUUCGAUAUUAAAAGGCUCUUAAAAUAAAUCUGUUGUAGUCAAUGAAAAUUAGCUGGAGUAAGAUUGCGGCUUCAUUGCAAAUCUUAGGAACUUGCAAAAUUGUCAAUUAGUGAUUGUCACUUGUAGUCUUGGAGGUUCUUCGGAUCGAUCAGUGAAUGAAUUGGGGAUUCCAGAUCUUCAACAGUAA
Messenger RNA from Pristis pectinata (smalltooth sawfish), 3697 nucleotides. RefSeq lists its product as uncharacterized. The transcript is spliced from 4 exons. The record is from RefSeq and is a predicted model, not a curated record. The coding region runs from base 1082 to 3157 and encodes 691 amino acids. Lineage: Eukaryota; Metazoa; Chordata; Chondrichthyes; Rhinopristiformes; Pristidae. Gene Ontology annotation, molecular function: nuclear retinoic acid receptor binding. Gene Ontology annotation, biological process: regulation of DNA-templated transcription.